This is a messenger RNA of Xiphophorus couchianus (Monterrey platyfish), 4166 nucleotides long. It is a transcript of the gene tmc4, whose product is annotated as transmembrane channel-like 4. The coding region runs from base 1741 to 3837 and encodes 698 amino acids. The record is from RefSeq and is a predicted model, not a curated record. Lineage: Eukaryota; Metazoa; Chordata; Actinopteri; Cyprinodontiformes; Poeciliidae. Gene Ontology annotation, molecular function: mechanosensitive monoatomic ion channel activity. Gene Ontology annotation, cellular component: plasma membrane. The transcript is spliced from 16 exons.
UGUUAUGCUGAUCACUCUUUAUAACAUUCUGGAGUAUAUGCAAAUUGCCGUUAUAAAAACUGAAGCAGUAGACUUUGUAAAUAUUAACAUUUGAAUCAUUCUCAAAACAUUUGGCCAUGACUGUAGAUUCACCUAUAAUGCAGUGAAUCUUGGGAGAGGAACUGGGAGAGUGAAUGUUGCUUUUAUUUUGUUGAAUGUAUCAGUGACGUAGGAAGUUAUACAUCGAGACCGAAAGUCUAGACUUGGUUUUUAGGAACUGUCGAAUAAAAAUGUGAUAAAUAUUACAAACAGACAAAUGCUAGGAAUGUAUCAAGAAAUAUUAUAUAUUGUAAUUGGACAUAUUCUUCAAUGUAAAUCUUAAAUCAGCUAAUGUUUAAUUCAAAUUUGUUCAUGCUGAAGAAAGGAAUUUACAAGAUGUUUUUCUAUCAAAAUGCAUUAAGCAAGUGUUAAAUAUUAACAUUUCAGCUCUUCAACUUCUUCUUGGAUCCUGUGAACUCAAAAUGUUGGUAUAGUUGGAUCUUUAUUCCUUCAUUUUCCUCCCGCUGUUAGGACUUCAGAUGAAAUGAUGAACAUAUCCAGUCUCCUCUGCAGCCGUGUUGUUUCCACUGUGUGGCGUCCCAUGUGAAACACUGCUAACAUCCAUUUACUGCCAAAAUAUCUGCACUGCCGCUACGCACCAUUCAGGGUCGGGACUAAACUUUUAAAAGGUUGCUAGUAUUCUUGUUGUUCCAUUAUGCUGCCAAUAUUGUAUAUAGUAACACUGUGUGGCCUAGCAACACCCACAAAAUCAAGAUAAUGGUUUUAUUUCUUUUUUUAAGGCGAGUAUAUAUUACAAUGUUUUAAAAAAGGUUUGUUUUCCAAAGGGAGCAUUACUGUGAUUUAAAAAAGAUAACAAACCAAAGUUUGCAUCUUUUUCCCCGAUUCACCAUUUUAAUAUAGAUAAGUCCAAAAAGAUUAUAACCAAGAGUUAUAGAAAAGCCCUAAAUACGUUUGUUAAUAUAUUGUUUAGAAUUUUUUUUUGUGUUUCAUUCAUGCUUGACCUAAACUGUGUCAUUUUGUCGUACGUUUGUUUUGUACCGCAGGUUGUUGAAUCUUUUCUGCUGUUUGGAAGGAGGGUCAUUUGAAAUGCAAAUAGUUUUUAAAACCCACACAGUGACAGUUUGUUUUUAUACUGAUGGUUGUUACACUUUGGGUCUGUAAGAAACCUAACCCUGGGUAUUUAUUUUUCCUCCUUGUGUUUGUGUUUUAAACCAUUCUUCUUGCUUGGAAACAGAAUUAUAUAUAAAAUCUGCCAUUUUGUAUCUUGUUUGUUUCUUUUAUCUUUAUGAAUUUAAACCUUUUUGAUCAUCUGGGUGUUGAUAGAAAGAUUUCAAGUUGUCAGACAGAGUUGCUUUCUUUCCGACAAUAACCACUCUGUUCAGCUAACACGUUUUAAUACAUUUCUACAACCUUUAUCUGGAAAACGUUCUCCUUUCUGACCACAGUUAUGCUUUGCAAAAACAUUUUACUUCUGGUUAUGUUACUGUUGCAUCUCCUGGUUGAUUAUGAGGUACAGUCUAAAUAAUUUUGGGGAUAAUAGGUGACGCAUUCAAGGAAGUUCCUGUGGGAUCAUUUAUAUGACGGGUAAAGUCCACACCGGGAGAAAACAGGGAAGUCCUUCAUCGCACAUAACACUUCCCUGUUGACAACCGCUGCUUCACAUAUUUGUUUUCCACUGACGUUUUGUUAAAGUUUACCAGAAUGACCAUCGAGCAGCAAAGACAAGGCUCCGCAUUCUCAGGAAGCGGUCAUCCUACUGACCAGGAGUCGCUCAGGUUUCGCCGGGUUUCUUCUCGAAUGUCCACUCAGAUCUACCAUGAACCCAACAGCAGCACAAGCCUGGCACAGGAGGAGGAACAGAGCGGUUCUGAGCCGACCCUGGAGCUCAGGAACACAGUUUUCCCCAUGGCUCUGAAAAAAGCUGCACGGCAAGUGCAACAAAUGCAGGUUCCUGCUCAGUUCAAUGGAGGAUCCUGGAAACAAAAAAGGAUCAAAUUUGUGCGUCAAUUCAAAAGUAACGUCAGAGAGUUUCUCUACUUCUUCUCACUGUGGGGAAAAACCUUGCAAAAGAUUGGAGGAAACUUUGGAGGUGGAGUCCAAUCUUACUUCAUCUUCCUUCGAUUCUUGGUGAUUCUCAAUUUUGUGUCGUUCCUGCUGAUUGCUGGAUUCGUCCUCAUCCCCGGCAUCGUGUUCAGAUCGGUGGGCAUCAAACCGGAGAGCAGCAAAGCUGAUGUUUCAUCAGAAUGCUUGAAGUAUGACCCAAAUCCUCAAGGCCUGGUGGUCUUUUAUGAGUUCUUCCUCGAUUUACUGUCAGGAACAGGUUUCAUGGAGUAUUCAUACUUGUUUUAUGGAUACUACAACAACAGUGUUAUAGUUACUUCCUUGGUGGGCAGCCACUUUUCCUACAACAUCCCCCUGGCCUAUCUGCUCACUGCCGUCUUCUACUUUGCCUUUUGUCUCAUUUGCAUCAUUGUACGGAUGGGCAAAGCGGCUCGAGUUGCCGUGACAACCGGAGGCAACGAUGUGAGGAGCUACAGCAUGAUCGUCUUCACCGGGUGGGACUACGGCUGCCUGGGAAGCAAAGCCACCAAACUAAAACAGAGGAACAUUUACUACCGGCUGCAGGUGGAUCUGGAGGAGGAGCGUCUAAAGAAGCAUGCAGCGUCCCUCACUUUGUGCAACAAAGUUACUUUACACUCUCUGCGUGUUUUGAUGUUUUUUGUCGCAGUCGGGCUCAUCGUAGCGACCUUCCUUGCCAUUGCUCGUGCGACUACAUUCAGCCAGGAAAACAGCCAUGUACCAGGGAUCCUGGGAUUGUUUUAUACGUAUCUGCCGUCCAUCGUCAUCACCCUAGGAAACUUCUUGGUGCCUCUGCUGUGCGACCAAAUUGCUUUGCUAGAAAAAUAUCCUCCCAGUGCUACUGUGGUAGUGGCACUAUUAAGGGCAGUUGUCUUGCGUCUCGUCAGUCUGGGCAUCCUUCUCUUCACCCUCUGGAAACAGAUCAUGUGCCACGACAGUAGAGACAAGUGUAAUCUGUGUCACUACAACCACGAAGAUUACCAGUGCUGGGAAACAAGUGUGGGACAGGAGAUGUACAAGCUGACGCUGUUUGACCUCCUCGUUAGCAUUGCUCUUCUCGUGCUGGUUGAAUUUCCACGCAGGAUGGUGGUGGAUCACUGGUCCUGUAAGUUGACCCAGUGGGUGGGCCGGCAGGAGUUUGUGGUUCCCUCCAACGUCCUGGGCCUUGUUUACGGUCAGACUGUGGUGUGGACUGGAGCUCUCUUUUGCCCCCUGCUGCCUCUCAUCAACACGGUCAAGUUUGUUAUCCUCUUCUAUUGCAAGAAGAUCACACUUUUCUACAACUGUCGUCCAGCGCUGAGGACAUUUCGGUCCACGACCUCCGCCAUCUUUUUCCUGGCCGUUCUCCUGUUCGGCUGGAUCCUCGCCUUGGUUGUCAUGAUUUACAGCGUAGCUGUGAUCCAUCCGUCAUUUGCUUGCGGGCCUUUCCGUUCCUUCUUUAGGAUGUGGAAGAUUGUUCCAGAGUCCUUCUCCACUCUUCCUGAAGGAGCAAGAGAUUUUCUCUUCUUCAUUGGCUCACAAGCUUUCUCCAUACCUCUGUUUGCUAUAUCGUGUGUGUUUAUGUGCUACUUCAUCGCUUUAGCCUCUAUCUAUGGAAAAUCUGUUGCAAUGCUGAGAGCUCAACUUAAAUUGGCAGGACAGGAUAAGCAGUUCUUGGUGAAGCAGAUUGAGAAGAUGAAGCUUCUGUCACCACAGCACAUCGAAGGAGAACAAGACUAACUCUACUUGUAAAUUAUGUUUUUGUGUUGCGAAAUGUUUGAAACAUUCACAAAUUGAGAAUGCAACUGAAAUACUUUCAUAAAUAGUGUAUGUCAUUAAUGCAUUUUGGAUUGUACUAGGCAAUUCUGCACAAAGAUUAAUAUAAUGUAAUAUAAUGUAUAAUGUAUUUUUUUCCUAGAGAUAAAAAUAUUUCUGUUCAGUUACUUAGUAGUACCCAAUAAAACAUCAUAUUGUUUCAAAUGUGAUUUGAUAAUCCUUUCAUAUGGUGCCAUAUUAAAUUAUCUAUCUCCCUACUAAUUACAUUUAUUUAUUAAACUAAUAAAUAUUUA